This is a messenger RNA of Electrophorus electricus (electric eel), 3969 nucleotides long. It is a transcript of the gene dcbld1, whose product is annotated as discoidin, CUB and LCCL domain containing 1. Gene Ontology annotation, cellular component: plasma membrane. Gene Ontology annotation, molecular function: signaling receptor activity. The record is from RefSeq and is a predicted model, not a curated record. Lineage: Eukaryota; Metazoa; Chordata; Actinopteri; Gymnotiformes; Gymnotidae.
GAGCGCGUCUCGAGAAACUGCCGACGCAAACGGACAGCGCGCUCCCCAGCGAAAUGGUGCCGUGAAACCAGUUCGGUUCGCGUUGGCUGCUUAUUGAUGAUUUACAGUGGCUUGUAGUUGCGAUGUCCGCGAACGGAAUAUUACAUGGAUUGAUUUUCGUUUGUUCGACAAUUAACCUGCUUGUACUCGCAGAGAAACCGGAUGAUGGUUGCGGGCACUCUGUCCUGGGUCCACAGAGUGGUCACCUGUCCUCUAAGAACUACCUAGGCCUGUACCCAAACAACUCGUGUGAGUGGAAUAUACGCGUCUCGAGCAGCCUUCGCAUUGUUCUCACCUUCGAAGAUCUGUCCAUUGAAGGGGAAGACUGCAGAACUGACUAUCUGAAGGUCCUGAAAGAGUCAAAGCAUGUGUACUGGCAGCACUGUGGGGGGGUGCAGUCCCUUCCUGGGCCAUACCCAGGGCCCAGCCAGCCACUCUACACUGACGAGAGUGAGCUCACCGUGAGCUUCCGUGCCAGCCGCCACACUCCUGGCAGUAGCUUCCAGCUCUCCUACUCCACCGUAGACCACAGAGACAUGCUCACAUGCUCCAACAAAGGCAUCCAUUUCUCUCUUUCACAGUACAGGAAGUACUGUCCGGCCGGAUGUGGUGCGGAGAUGGCGGCUGAGGUAGCCGGGGACGUCUCGCAUGGCUACAGACACACGUCAGUGCUGUGUAAAUCUGCUGUCCAUGCCGGCGUCAUUCUGGAUCAGUUCGGUGGACCAAUCACAGUGGAGGAGCACCGGGGGCUAUGGCACUACGAGCCAGUCCAAGCUAAUGGCAUCCUGUCAAAAAGUGGCUCUUUGUCUGAAUCACUCUUCACAUUUGUCACAAGCGACUGCACGAGGCAGACCGUUCUUCAGCCAGUAUCUGCUAGCUCCUCGUGGCUAAGUGAUGGACCGGUGGGGUCUGAAGUAGACUGGUCACCCAAUACCACCCACCUAGUCUCUGCUACAGGCAUCUGGGCCACUGAGGCCAAGGGCAGACAGUGGCUGGAGCUGGACCUCGGAGAGAAGAAGAGGAUCACAGGGAUUUUGACCAGUGGUGUGUCUUCGUCUGAUCACUAUGUGAAAAGCUACAAAAUUUUGUACAAGGAGAAGAGUCAUUGGCAGACUUACACCCAAUAUAACUGUUCUGAAGACAUGAUAUUUGAAGGAAACGUGGACAGCCUCUACCAGGCUCGAAACACUUUCCGUCCAGCCAUUAUUGCCCGCUAUGUCCGUGUGGUCCCUCUCCAGUGGCACCAGGGGAUCGGCCUGAUGGCGGAGCUACUGGGCUGCCCUAUAGUGCAAAACUUUCCAAGUGUGCAGGUGAACGUGUCCUCUCUGGUCCCGUUGGCAACUCACCCAAAGCCCCUUCCGGGCGAGGCUGACCUCAGCGAGCCUGUUCCUUCUCACCCAGAUCUCGUUAACAUGGUCAUCAUAGGGGUGCCCAUCCUCGUGUCAGUUAUUCUACUCAUGACUGCGAUCUGCCUCUUCAAGGUAUUUCACAAGAAGAAAAACAAGGAGAAUGGGUAUGACUCUGCUGAUAAGCCACAGACAGGUUGCUGGAAACAGGUGAAGCAGCCGUCUGCUAGACACCUGUCCACUGAGUUCACCUUCAGCUACAGCUCGGAGAAAGACCCCCUGCCCAAAAUGGACCUGGUCACCAGCACCAUGGCAGACUACCAGCAGCCACUGAUGCUGGGGGCAGGCACAGUGUCCAGGAAGGGCUCCACCUUCAGACCCAUGGACACAGACGCCAAGAACGAUGCUAACGAGGCCACCUCCCAUUACGACUACCUGCACACAGCCAAUCAGUAUGCCCUGCCACUGACCAAUCAGGAGCCUGAGUAUGCCACACCCAUCAUAGAGCGUCACACGUUCCGCAAGGACGGCUUCCUGCCAGAUGCCAGCUACAGCGUGCCCGGAGUUGUCCUUAGCAAGAGCCCCUCCUUUAAGGCCCGGGAUAGCACCAACUACCGAAAGCAGGCUGGAGACCUCUCUGGCGGCUACCAGACGCCACAGGUCAAAUCGGACAGAGCGAACUGUUCCGAGGGCAUUUACGACAGCCCUAAGGUCAGCAGGCCAGCUGUGGUGGAGAAUGGGGCCUGCUCGGACUACCAGAAGCCCCAAGGGAAAGGCCCAGUGCAUGAGAGUUACUCGCGACCACGGGACUGUGUCUGGCCUGAGCCAGCUGUCCCCCACAGACCAGACCCAGAGGGCAGUAGCCUGGGUGGGACUUGAAUGUGACCUGGGUGGGACCCGGGCAGACUCGUAUGCACUGUGAUGUGGUUCCUGCUUAAUAUGACCUCACACUAUUCUCCAGACUCAUAACUUAUUUCUGCAUAUGAGAGCAGCACUUUUGUAUGUUUGUGCAUGUGUAUGGCAGGGAAGAAUAGCUGUCCAAAUUAAUGGCUGCUUGGACACAUCAUUUUUGUUCUCCUGUCAGACAAGUUUGAUAUUGCUUGUCUUACUGACAUGGAGAGUUUUACUGUUAUUGUUUUUUAAGGGGCAGGGUUUGUUUUUAAUCUAAUACUCUGCCAGGAGCAGAGAAACGUGUUAAAGUACAGUUUGCAGAGUAUGGAAGAAAUUCUUCCCUUACUGUACUUGGAUUACUUGAAUGGUUGGAAUAUAAAUGAGGUAUGUGGGAGACAGUCUCAGUGCUUCUAUAAUGUGACACAUCUUUUCUGAGCUGCUGUUGGGAAUUGAUAUUCUAAACUUGAAGCACAAGUUUGCUUUAGUUCGGUGGUACCUUGAGACAGACGGGCAGGAGACGCCACAGCAACAAGACAUCACCUUUCCCAGGCUUGGGAGCCCAUUCCUUUGUAGAGCCUCUACAGAGCUGAUCAACUAGUCGGCUCGAUCCUGGCCCAAAAUAGCUGGUCUCAGGUCAGUGCUCAUGGGCCAUUUCUACUACCAUUUCCAGGUUCAUGGAUGUGUUUAUCAGCAAUGAUGUUUCUGCACUCAGCCCUGCUCUGCCUCAGUGACUGACCCAAUCCACAAAGUGUCUGUGGCUUUGUAAAUGAGUGACUGCUGUAUUUCAAACUGGGGAAUAAUUGUUGGGAAUAAUUGUUGGGAAUAAUUGUGGAAUUCUGCUGCAGUUAACAGUUCAGUAGGGGGAUGUUUGUCAACAGCACUGACACUUUCUGUUCCCUCGUGUGGGAAAUGUUUUUGAGUUUGUUAAAAUUAUUAAUGUUUUCACAGAGACAAAUUCCUACAUUUCACUCUAUUUUUGAACAGGCCAUUGGAGAACAGACUUCAGAAAGCAGUAGAGAGCCUUGUUCAGUAGGACUCAGUCCAGUUUUUGUAGUUUUGAAAUGUAUAUUGUAAUGUUGGAAAAAGUAAAAUGGAACAAACAAAACCCUUAGCUUCUGGUGGUGAUUUGGAAGCACCUACGUGCUUGGUGUUGCUACUGAAUUGUGGAGUCUUGGGUCUUCGUUGGCAUUGGUUUGGUUUCUGGAAGAUGUUUGGAAUGGCAGUCCUUGUGGAUGUCUAGCAUUGCUGAGAGGAUCCUUCUGUGCCAGCAGGCCUGUGAAGCACUGGGCUCUGAUGUUCCCACCGUGGUCCUCCUACUUGCCAGCUAAGUCCUGAGUGUUCCCCUGCCCCCACUCCACCCCCCAGCUGGCUUGGUUGUGACCGGGUUGGGGAGAAUGUGACCACCUCAGCAGCAGCCGCUGCCUGGACUGGUAAGCGCGGGACCUGCCGUGACCCAAUCAUGCAUUCCACGCGCCCUCCAUACACACAGCAGGGGGGGAAAGGAAUACUGAUCCUGAAGCGUGUGUGUUGGAAUGUGGCAGUGAAGUGUCAGUCGUGGACAGCAGCUGAUUCCCACUAACGCCAUUGUUCCAACCUGCUGUCAGGCCUCGUAUACAACAUCUGAAGCAUGUACCUAGUUUAUACAGUAAUGGUUGUUUUCCCAGGUACAUUGGGUUUCCAAUUUUAAAUAAAA